GAGCCGCACGCCAUUGUAAAUAAAGAAUGAAACCUAAACGAAUCAAGGGAUCCGCUGCCCUUUAAAUACUCCUCCAGAUUCUUUCUGUAGACCGCUCUUCACCAUAUUCACACAAUGCUGCCCUCAGUUGCUCUUCUUCUCGUUCUUCUGCUCUCUUCACUUGCUCUUGCGGGCUCACCGGUUCCCGUGGCGGCCCAGCCAAAGUACCUCCAGCGCUCGCGACGGCGCCCGCUCAACCCCUCCUUCAACUCCUCCCAGUCCCUUUCAGAUCCCAAUCUGCACUCAAUGCGAUACACCUCCUUCGCCUCGGUGUAUUCCGAAAGCGCUGGUGCUGCUGGUGUUGCAAAUCUCACGACCUCUGCUGGGACAGAGUCCUGGCUCGUCUAGAGUCGUUCAUCAUCUUUACCUGCAUACAUCUGGGAUGGAAAGGCGUUUUUUAAGGAUCUUUUUUCAAUUUACUAUGAUUGCUUUCGCGUUUAUGUUGGAGUUUGUAUUAAAUAGCUUAGCAU
This is a messenger RNA of Myxozyma melibiosi, 509 nucleotides long. RefSeq lists its product as uncharacterized. Lineage: Eukaryota; Fungi; Ascomycota; Lipomycetes; Lipomycetales; Lipomycetaceae. The record is from RefSeq and is a predicted model, not a curated record. Bases 115 to 387 code for a protein of 90 amino acids. The transcript has a single exon.